Drosophila ananassae is the source of this 3646-nucleotide messenger RNA. Its product is annotated as mucin-2. Gene Ontology annotation, molecular function: chitin binding. The coding region runs from base 75 to 3611 and encodes 1178 amino acids. Gene Ontology annotation, cellular component: extracellular region. NCBI's taxonomy places the organism in Eukaryota, Metazoa, Arthropoda, Insecta, Diptera, Drosophilidae. The transcript is spliced from 2 exons. The record is from RefSeq and is a predicted model, not a curated record.
UAGAAUCAGUUUGAAAUUGAACGCGGAAGAGGAAAUACUUAAAAAAGAAAUCCAAAAAACCAGGAUAGUUUGUUAUGAAAGUCCAUACUUCAAAGCACUUGCCAUGGCUUUUGGUGAUAGUGGCCGUCUUUUGGAGCUGGCAGCUAAAUGUUUUGGCCCUCAACAAAGUUGAACCCCUCCACCAAACCUGUGACAACGAGCAGCGGUACGAAAACCAGGUGAUGUGCGCCGGCAAGGAGUUUGGCUGCCUGGUUCCAUAUCCGGAUAAUUGCAGUUUGUUCCUUGUCUGCGAUUGUCUCUAUCCAACGGUGAAGCUAUGCCCAGCGAAUCUCUGGUGGGACAAUAAAACUCAGCUAUGCAACUACCCUCAAGCCGUCGAUUGCAUUUACUACGAUAUAGAGCCCACGGAGCCAUCGGAUGGAUCCACGUUGACUACUCAAGGGUCGACAGCGAGUACCACGAAAGGCACAACCACAACACCAUCGGUUACCUAUCCAACUUCCAGCUGGGAUCCACCACCACCACCUCCCGGUAUAUCAGACGAUUUUUGUCGCUCUUUCAAGGAUAGUUCCGUGCACCGAUAUCCCUACGAUUGUCAGGCGUAUAUCAACUGUACUCAUGGCUGGCCAGUUUUGAACUACUGCGAUAAGGACAAGGUUUUUAAUGACCUACUUCUCAUUUGCGAUACACCGGAUACGGCUAAUUGCACAGAGCUUCCCUUGCCCACAUCCACAACAGCUGAGAUACCUUCUUCAACAACAACAGAGAUCCCCACCACAUCAACCACCGAGGGGUAUUUUACAUGUGGUCCAGGUCCUGAAGGUAUAGAUGAUGAUUACUGUCAGCCCAAGGGGAAUGGAUUCUACAAAUAUCCCUACAACUGCAGUGGUUACUUGGCCUGCCGAAGUGGCUGCACCGAUUUGGAAUAUUGCCAGGAGGAUAAGCUUUUCAACGAUUUUCUGCAUAUUUGCGAUACUCCGAACUCAGUGGAAUGUGAUGACAGACCUUUUCCCACCACAACCCCAGAGAGUACAACUAAGCCCACUACUACGACACCUCUUACCACAUCUCCGAGUACGACAUCAGGACCAACAUCCACCACUCCAAGUACAACCAGCACCACGGCGGGAACCACCACAACCACACCAGGACUUCCAUCAGAUGUGGAUCCCGAUGAUUGCAAGGGUUAUCCGGAUGGAACUAUUUUUCCGUAUGCUGGAAAUUGUUCUCAGUACCUGUUCUGUAAAAACAAUCAAGUGGAAAUGGGCGAAUGUCCUUUGAAUUUGCUCUUCAACUAUAAGAUUCUACUUUGUGAUGAAGCCGAUGAUGUUGAGUGCUAUGGUGAUCGCACCACCACGCCCCUGCCAACUACUAAGCCACCAACCACCACCCCAGAGCCAACAACGCCCACUACAACAACAACCACAAAGGCCACAACUUCGGGACCCAGCGAGCUCUGUGAAGGCCAAGAGGUUGGUGCGUCCUAUGCCUAUCCAGAAGAUUGCUCGCAAUACUAUUUGUGUUUGGGCAAUGGCAAGUGGACUCUGGCACCCUGUAUAUAUGGAAGUUACUUUGAUCCAUCAACUGGAAUUUGUGGCCCAAAUGUGUCUCCUGAGGCUUGCAAAGUAUCGGCAACUUCGACAACACCAACAACCACCACAGUGUCAACAACAACCCAGGAGGUUACCAGCCCCAAAACCACAACAGUGGAGCCUUCAACUACUCCUCGAACCACCACAACUGUAGGUCCUUCUUCCGGGAUAUGUGCCGGUCGCAAUGAUGGCGAAAACAUAGCCUAUCCGAAUAAUUGUAAUAAGUAUAUCGUCUGUGUAUCGCCGAUUCCCAUUGCUUUUUAUUGUCCUGCUGAUACAUUCUUCAGUUCGGAGCUGCAGAAUUGCAUUGAAAGCUGGGAAGACAGUGAUUGCGAGGAUGAACAAAGCACUACGACAUCGGAGCCGGGUUAUACAAGACCUCCUCCGGAACCCACGAUGUGCACCAACAGCAGUAGAGAUACGUUCCCAUAUCCAGAUAACUGCCAGUGGUUCAUCCGUUGUGUGGACGACUAUAUUUACAUGAUGGAUGUCUGCAACUGUGGGGAGUACUACGAUCCCAUAACUGAGAAAUGUGGGCCAGAUGUUCCAUCAGACGCUUGCCGCUGGGAUUACACCUCAACCACAACCACCGAGCAGCCGACUACCACAACUGCAGCUACAACCACCUCUCCUGUUACCAGACCUCCUCCCCAAAAAGGACCCUGCGACGAUGUGGAGGAUGGAGCUUUGGUUCCUUAUCCAAAUGAUUGCACUAAGUACAUCCAAUGUAGUCGGCCCAUCGCCGAAGCUUUUGAUUGCGAUGACGGUGAUGAGUUUAGCGUGGAAUUUCGAAAGUGUGUGGAUGCUGAGCUCGCAAAUUGUUCGAUUACCACCACCGCCAAGCCAACGGAAUCUACGACGUCCACAUCGGAAGGAGAUACCUCAACAAGUCCUGCACAACCAACGACAGAACCAUCGACUUCAACAACAACAGCAGCAUCGACUUCAACAUCAAUAGAUCCUUCAACUUCAACAACAAUAGAACCUUCGACUUCAACAACUAUUGAGCUAUCAACUGAAUCUACUACCCAAGAACCAAGUACUUUCCCUACUGAGAAAUCAACCGCUACAUCCACCACAGAGUCGACCACAGCUUCUACUACAUCAGAACCAGGAUCUUCAACCUCAGAGCCAGGAACAACAACCACAGAAAAGCCACGAGAUGGUGUUUGCGAUGGUAAAACGGAUGACUCUUUGGUUCCUUAUCCAAACGAUUGCGGAAAAUACAUUAUGUGCCAAUAUCCGAUACCAGUUGGCUAUGAUUGUCCGGACGGCUUGGAGUUUAGCCCCACUGAGCUUACUUGUAUGGAUCCGGAUUUAGCUGGCUGCAGUCCAAAACCAACGACUCCUGGUUUAACAACCACAACGACAGAAAAAUCCACUACCAAGGGAUCUACAACUCCACAAACUACUACAACAAUUGAAUCCACAACUAUUUCAACAACGCCACAAUCGACGACUACUAAAUCCACAACAGUAUCAACGACACCGCAGACUACAACAACUGAAUCAACAACAGCUUCCACGACAACAGAGUCCACAACUAUUUCAACAACACCGAAAACAACUACAACCGAAUCGACAACCGUUUCAACAACUCCACAGACUACAUCGACCGCAUCAACAACACCUUCCACGACAACCGAAUCUACUACCACUACAACCGAAUCCACAACCGUUUCAACAACUCCGCAGACUACAACAACCGAAUCAACAACAGCUUCCACCACAACCGAGUCCACUACAAUUACAACACCGAAAACAACGACCACCGAAUCAACAACUUCAACAAAAACGACUGAGGCGCCCCCUCCAACCUUGGAUCCGUACACCCCCAAUAUUUGCUGCGGUCAAACCCUGGGAACUUUGCUACCUUAUCCGAAUGACUGCAGUCGCUAUGUGGUGUGUGACUAUCCUAUCCCCUAUUCUGUGGACUGCCCAGAGGGAACUGUUUUCGACGAUAAAAUAUUGCAAUGUUCCACAGUACCCAAUGAGAGGUGUCUUUAUGACCAAUAUUAAAUAUUAACUUUCAAUAAAGAGCAUUUGAGCAGUUA